AUGGGUGACGCGAGCGCCUGGGCCACAGGGGUGAGGAACAAGGGUAAAGAAACAGGGUAUAGGACAAGGGGAGUGGACGAAAGAAAACUUGUCAGUGCGCGACAGCUUUCUCGGAUCGACUUGAAAAGGGGUGCAGGAAACCUCAUGCAAGUUUACACUAGGCCUGAGUAGGGUAAGUAGGGUAGGGUUAUAGAGGGAGUGCACCUUUGCUGGUUGGGCUUUGCCUACAGGGCCAUAGGGGUAAAUCUUGGGGGUCA
Messenger RNA from Pyricularia oryzae 70-15, 257 nucleotides. RefSeq lists its product as uncharacterized. The coding region runs from base 1 to 171 and encodes 56 amino acids. Lineage: Eukaryota; Fungi; Ascomycota; Sordariomycetes; Magnaporthales; Pyriculariaceae. The record is from RefSeq and is a predicted model, not a curated record. The transcript has 2 exons.